UCCAUUCUUAGCCAGCUAUGGCGUCCUCUCCUUUUGCAAAGAGGAAUGCCGAAACCUCGGGAGCUCGGCCCAACAGCGUAGGAGCAAGCAAGAAUUCAGGAUCGAUCAAUUCAUGGAGCAGCUGCGUCAGGUGGGCGAGGCCCUCGGCGGCAUCCACGCGCUCAUGGCCUUCAGCGACGACCUCCGCAUCAACCCGCGCCAGUGCCGCCUCCUCGCCGACGCCUGCGCGCUCGCCUUCGCUGCCGUCGCCGCCGAGGUCCGCGCCCACCUCCGCUUCGACGAGCGCAUGACAAAGUGGAAGCCCCUCGAGAGCCCACUCCGCGAGCUCCACCGCGCCGUGCGCGACGCCGAGGGCUACGUCCGGCACUGCCUCGAGCCGCGGGACUGGUGGGCGCGCGCCGCCGCGGCCACCCACGGCGCCGAGUGCGUCGAGCAGCACCUGCACAACUUGCUCUGGUGCGUCGCCGUCGUGCUCGAGGCCGUUGAGGUUGCCUCAGAGGUCACGGGAUCCGACCCAGACGAACUCGCACGGAGGCGGCUGCUGUUCGCCAAGGACUACGACAGGGAUAUGCUCGAGCCCAGACUCUUCCAGCAGAAGCUUGGCGGGAGGUACCUGGCCACGCAUGAGCUCGACGCCAGGAUGGACAUGGCGUGGAAGGAGGACAGGUGGCUGCUGUCCCAGCUGCUCGAGGAAAGGAAGAGUCUGGCGUCGCCGGAGCCGUUGACGCGGCACGAGCACCGGCUCGCCGACCUCCUGGCGGCGCCUCGGGGGAAGGUGCACGCGGCGUCGGUGCUCCUGCAGGGCGACUUCCACGUGCGGAGGCGCCUCGUGGGGAACCUCAAGGAGGUGCAGUGGAUGGGUGAGGCCUUCGCGGUGAAGCAUUUCGUCGGCGCCGACGCCGACGCCGUGGGCUCCGAGGUCACGCUGCUCACGUCCGUGGCGCACCCGAACGUCGCGCACUGCCGUUACUGCUUCCACGACGAGGACAAAAGGGAGUUCUUCCUCGUCAUGGACCAGCUCAUGACCAAGGACCUCGGCAGCUACGUCAAGGAGGUGAACAGCGCCAAGCGCCGGAUACCGUUCCCGCUCAUCGUCGCCGUCGACGUCAUGCUCCAGAUAGCACGCGGCAUGGAAUACCUGCACUCCAAGAAGAUCUACCACGGGGAGCUAAUCCCAUCGAACGUGCUCGUCAAGACGCGGCACGCCGACGCGCACCUGCACGUCAAGGUCGCCGGGUUCGGCCAAUCCAAAGUGACGGCGACCAGCCCCAGGCCCAGCCCGAGGGCAUCGGCAAAUGCAAAUGCAAAUAACGCCAAUGUCAACCCUUGCAUCUGGUACGCGCCGGAGGUGCUCGAGCAGGAGGGCUCCGGGCAGCCUUCGGCCAAGUGCACGGAGAAGGCCGACGUUUACAGCUUCGCGAUGAUCUGCUUCGAGCUCCUGACCGGCAAGAUCCCGUUCGAGGACAACCACCUUCAGGGCGAGCACAUGGGCAAGAACAUUCUCGCCGGCGAGAGGCCUCUGUUCCCGUUCCAGUCGCCCAAGUACCUCACCAGCCUCACCAAGCGGUGCUGGCACGCCGACCCGGCGCAGCGGCCAGCGUUCGCGUCCAUCUGCCGCGUCCUCCGCUACGUCAAGCGGUUCCUUGUCAUGAACCCGGCGGACCAGGGCCAGCCCAACGCGCCGGCACCGACGCCGCCGUUCGAUUACCUCGACAUCGAGGCGAACCUGCUGAGGAGGUUCCCGGCAUGGCAGGGGAAUGCGGCGCCGCGCGUCUCCGACGUGCCGUUCCAGAUGUACGCGUACAGGGUCAUGGAGAAGGAGAAGACAAGGGCGAUCCUGCAGAUCAACAGAGACAAGGCCUCGGACUCCAGCAGCGACGGCAACUCGCUGUGUGGAGACGACAGUGGCAUUGGGUUCGGGACGAUGUCGCCGGAUGCCGACGCGCUGUCGGUAUCGAGCCGAAGCACGACGCGGUCGCUGCCGGACCGGACCAGCAGCAGGAAGGCGUCGCCUGGGAAGCUGGAUGGCAAGGUCACCUCCAGGCUAGCAGGCAAGCUUCCUGUCCAUGUUGCUCCUUCACUCCAUUUCCAUGGGCCGCCGCAGAAGUCGAAGUCGAUGGGCGUGGUGAGGCCGCCGCAAAUCGCCAGGCGAACGCCGAGGAUAAAGUCCGACGGCCAUCUGAAUUCUGCCGUGGUUCCUCCAUCGCGGCGGCGCAUGUCCAGCGGGGGGCAUGCUUCAGACUCCGAAGUAGCCUAG
Molecule: messenger RNA, 2257 nt
Organism: Phragmites australis (common reed)
Lineage: Eukaryota; Viridiplantae; Streptophyta; Magnoliopsida; Poales; Poaceae
Exons: 2
Coding region: 113-2257 (714 amino acids)
Biological process (GO): protein phosphorylation
Molecular function (GO): protein kinase activity; ATP binding
Source: RefSeq, a predicted model, not a curated record